GUGACGUCUCCAGGCCAUGAUAACGUCUGCUAAUUGGUACCAUCAGUGCAUGUGUGUGUGUGUGUGUGUGUGUGUGUGUGUGUGUGUGCGUGCUGCUCUGUCAUCUUUCAGAGGGCAGAACUGCAUGAGGAUCCGAGAAGGAAAACAUCUCCCACUUUGAAGCAGUGACCUCCCGCGGUGCUCGCCGAUGAUUUUCUGGUGACUAACGUGCGUAAAGACACACACUUUAUUUCCUGUGCGUGUUGUGUUGUGACGCCAUCACGUGCGACAUCUCACUCAUCUGCAAUGAGUCUUCAAAGUGGGUCAGAACCAUCUCUGCUGGUUCACUCCCAUCCUCGUGCGACGCUAGCUACUAAUGGUAGCGAUAGUGAUGCUAGUUGUUAGCCUGAGGAUGCUAGCUUGGUAUAAGUCUUAGGAUGAUGCUAGUCAGUGGUUAUCUUAAGGAUUCUAGUGACCACACAAGGAAUUAUAGGAAUUUUGCUGUAUUUGGAAAAUAUCCCGCUUGGAGUUUAAAGGUCAGGCUUCAAAGCAUUCCAGUCAAAUGUAAACCAAAAUCAUGGCUGACCACGCCGAUAAGCAAGUAUUUACUGCUAAUUCACUUGAGCAUGCUAGUUUUCAGAUUUCUUAGCCUGUAGGUUAGGCAGGCCGUGAGCCAUAAGUGGUUCACCAGCUGAUUUUGAGCAGCUCACCGAAGUGUCAACGAAUAUUGGCUUUGACUCUUCGUGUUCGAGUCAGACCACGAAGUAUCUAGCAUGAAGACAAUGGCCGCACUGUGCGAUUGGAGAUCUGCUUUGUAAAUAAAGUACGAUUUAAACACUGUCAGCUGAGAAACUGCUGAAAUUUGCAGAUGACACCACUGUCAUUGGCCUAAUCGGUGACGGUGACGAAUCUGCUCGCAGACGUGAGAACACAACAAUCUGGAACUGAAUCCCCUUAAGACUGUGGAGAUGACAGUGGACUUUUCGGGCCCAUCCUGGUUUGGCUCCACUACCAAGCUGGACAAGAGCAGACUGCAACGGACAAUCAGGUACGCAGAGCAGAGAAAACCAGCGGGACUAGCCUGCCCUCCAAAGAGAGGCAACAUCUCUGCGGGACCACUUGCACCCCGCCCAGAAACUGUACCAAUUCUCCUCUCCGAGCACUGUUUGCCAAAACAACCAGACACAAAAACAGUUUCUUCCCCCUGGCUGUUGAAUAGUUUUUAGUGUAUGGACACUUGUUUUCAACUUUCGGCAUGUUAGUUUGCAUGGUAGUUUAGUCUAAAGAUGUUACUUUUUAAGUCUAAAGUUGCCGUUUUUAGUUUGACGAUGUUAGUUUUUAGCCUAAGUGCAAAUAUUUAGACUAAAGAUGUUAGUUUUUAGUCUAUAGAUACUUUUGGCAUGCUAAUACUUGGCUUAUAUAUGCUGGUUUUUAGGCUAUAUGCUAACCUUUAGUGUAUAGCAGCUAGUUUUUUCCGAACAAAUGCAAGUUAUGCGUCAAUAGAUUCUGGUUUUUAGUCUAUAGAUACUUUUGGCAUGCUAAUACUUAGCUUGUAUAUUCCGUUUUUUAGGCUAUAUGCUAACCUUUUUUCUAUAGCAGCUAGUUUUUACCGGACAGAUGCAAGUUAUGCGUCAAUAGAUGCUGGUUUUUAGGCUAUAGAUACUUUUGGCAUGCUAAUACUUAGCUUAUAUAUUCCGUUUUUUAGGCUAUAUGCUAACCUUUUGUCUGUAGCAGCUAGUUUUUACCGGACAAAUGCAAGUUAUGCGUCAAUAGAUGCUGGUUUUUAGGCUAUAGAUACUUUUGGCAUGCUAAUACUUACAGUAGCUUAUAUAUGCUGGUUUUUAGGCUAUAUGCUAACCUUUUGUCUAUAGCAGCUAGUUUUUACCGGACAGAUGCAAGUUAUGCGUCAAUAGAUGCUGGUUUUUAGGCUAUAGAUGCUAGUUUUUAAGUCUUUACAUCCCAGUUUUCAACUUUUGGCAUGCUAGUUCUUAGUCUAUAGAUGCUAGUUUUUUUGUCUAUAGAUGCCAGUUUGAAAAAAAAAACAUUUUCCCCUGGUUUUUUGACCAAAAAAAUACAUCUAAAAAAUAGAAAUAUGUUUUUUUGGAACAUUUAUUCACAUUCUUGUACAUGAUCUUGCACGUGCAUGUGUGUGUGUGCGUGUGUGUGUGUGUUUGCUAGCUGUUCGACGGUCAUUAGCAAGACAAGGACAGCAUCAAUGCCAAAAAUCGACUUAGAAAAAAACCAAACGUUGAACAGAACAUGACAUCUUGGCGCUUCUCGUCUGUUGUGUUGUUGCACUUCCUGUGUGCUGCUGCGGACUGAAGUCAGAAUGUCAAAGUAAAUAAACUCCGGUCUACUGUAUCACAUCAUCAUCACAAGGCUAAUUAACUGUAAGAUAACACUCCCUGUUUGUGUGUGUGUGUUUGAUUGUGUGUCCAUAUGUUGAGUCAGUAAUGAGUUAAAAGCCUGAAGCAGUAACAUUGAGUGUGUGUGUGUGUGUGUGUUGUCCCACAGGCAACACAAGCUGUUACUGUGUACAAAUAACAAGGGAAGUUUGUGUUUGUACAUACACAGUACACAAACACAGCGUAAGUACAUUUACUUCUUAAACCCGGGGUGUCCAAAGUGCGGCCCGGGGGCCAUUUACGGCCCGCGGCUCCUUUUUUUUUGGGGCCCUCGGCACAUUCUAAAAAUACGAGGAAACAAUAAAAUUUAAAAAACAACAACAAAAAUGGGGGGAAAAAAUGUUGUAAUAUAAGUUAAGUAAUAUAAGAAGAAAAAAAAACAAAGGAUUAAAUGAGAAAUUUGAGGAAAGUCAGGUUGGGUAAAUGCUAUAAUGUUAUUCAAGAUUCAAGAUUCAAGAGAGUUUUAUUGUCAUGUGCAUGGUAAAACAGCAGUUAUACCAUGCAAUGAAAAUCUUAUUCUGUUCAUUCUCCCACGAAAAGAAAGAAAACACAAGAAAGAAUAAGAACAUAAGAAACAUAAAUACCAAUAAAUUAAGCAACAAAAACAGAAGAGACAUUAAUACAAAUAAAUAAUACAAAUAAAUAAAUGAAUAAAUAAAGUGCUAUGAGUGUGUGCGUGUGUUGCGUGCGGCGUGUGCGAGUGCUUCGUUGAGAAGCCUGAUGGCCUGUGGGUAAAAGCUGUUUGCCAGCCUUGUGGUCCUGGACUUCAAACUCCUGUAGCGUCUGCCUGACGGUAGGAGUGUGAAUAAUGAGUGUUGUGGAUGUGUGCUGUCCUUGAUGAGGUUGUGUGUUCUGCGUAGGACUCUAGAUUUAUAAAUGUCUUGCAGUGAGGGGAGGGCUGCCCCAACAAUGUUCUGUGAGGUCUUGAUCACCCGCUGGAGUGCCUUCCUAUCACGUGUUGUACAGUUACCGUACCAAACAGUGAUGGAGGCGGUAAGGACAAGUCAAAAUAUUAUGAGAAUAAGUCAUGUUAGUAUGAGAAGAAAAUGUACAAGUAGAACAUUAGUAUUUGUAAAAAAAAAAAAAAAAAACCAACAAAAAACAGCCAAAAAGUAAUGUAAGGAGAAACACACCAUAAUAAUCAUAAUAAUAAUAAUAAUAACAAUAAUAAUAAUAAUAAUAAUAAUAAUAAUAUGCUUUGUCACUGCUAAAAUGAAUAAAUAUAUUUUAUAUGUGUGUGUGUAUAUGUAUAUAUAUAUAUAUAUAUAUAUGUAUAUAUAUAUUAUUUGUUUAAAAAAAAAAAAGGAAUAGCGCUCCCACAUUUUUGGAUUUUUUCGUAUUCGGCCCUUAGUGGAAAUAGUUUGGACACCCCUGUCUUAAACAGUCAAUUCCAGGGUCAAGCCGUGGCCGUCAUAAAAGCGUUAUUAAGUGCACAGUCAACGUUUUAAGUCACACAUUCAUAAGUGUCAUGCACGUGUACAAACAAGUGAAGCAGUGUUCAUAGUGCCAAAUGUUAAUGUUGCUAACAAGUGAGUUAGCGUGCGGUGACGCCGGUCUUACUUCACGUAACUUCCUGUCUGUAUUCUUCUUCGCUUCACACCUUCUUCCCCCUGCCGAGGCUUCUUGCAUAAAGCCAAAGAAAAAGCGAAUGACACUAGGAGGGCACGCUGACGUCUCUCAUAAAGUUGACUCGGUCAGCGAACACGCUGCCCCCUGUUGGUGUGGAGUGUGUUGUAAUAAAGAGAAUGCAUGUGAAAUAUGUAAGCGGGGUCUCGUUGCUCUGUUUUCUGUCAAGCUAACCGGUGUUUGGACGUGUCUUAUCUGAGCUGACGUUCACCUGAAGGAACUCGGAUCGGCGUGCUGGUCUUCAUCUUCAUUCUUUGGACCCUUGAACAUACACGCUGUGCAGAGUCUGCUGGGUCUGGUCCAUGUUGGAGGGGCGGCGGGGUCUUCACAUGCUCAGUAAACACAGGAUGAUUUAUAGUCACGUACCAGGGCAGCGGUGAGGGGACGACGCAUGCUUGGCCGGCAGUGUUUACACCAGGGGUGUCUAAAAUGAGGCCCCGCAGUCAUUUUAGGCCCACUGUUUAAUUUUUAUUCGACCUCGGCAUAUAGUAAAAAUAAACUGAAAUCAUUAUUAAUUAAUGAGAUGUUAUUAGAUACGAUAUUUAUUUACAAAUGUUGUCAUCUUUUGAAGGCAUAUUGUUUAGAGAAGCCAAACUCUUUACUUAAUUGUCCCCGGCAAGUAAGUGGAACUACGUUCUUCAUUACAGAAAUCUGACCAGAACUGGACUUAGGAGACCAAGUGGGGGGGGGGUAAGUCGCUGUUUUUGGACUUCAAUGCUGAAGGGGAUGUCAUACAACUUCAUGUCAAACAGUCCGAACUAUAAGAUAAUUGGCAGGGUGAGUUUGAUCAGAGGACAAAGACGUCACUCUGUCCUCGACGCCAGCUUUGACCCACACUAGCGUCUUCCUGCACGAGUCCUUGAUGAUGACGAAGAUGUCACUUCCUGUCUGAGACAACAGCCAUUGUGCUCCACAGGAAGUCCGUUUCCCGACUUGGCCUUGCGCUACCCCCCCCGCGAGGUCGCUCAUCAAUGCAGCGUGUGGACUGCGACGCCCUGUUUUAUUUUCCUAAUGUCACACUGACGCACACACGCGCACACAGUGCCGUGUUACAUUCAUAUAUGUGCUAAUACCGCUCCUUUUAAGCUCUUUCAUGUUCUUCCUCUGGUGAAGUCCCUCAUACUUCCCAAUCCGGUUCCCUCACGGCCUCACUCAAAACAGCACGUGUGGCCCACAGGCCCUAAUUGCAUCAACCCUCCAGUGUGACAAGAACACACUUGGCAAGAUGAGCAGCAGGUGGCGCUAACCAAACCAAAGCGACCAAAUAAAACGGCUUCAAGUUUUUGUGGACAUGACACAUUAGCACCUUAAGCUAAGGAGCAGCAGUUAUUGAUGUCAACGUGCUGCAGUGGAAAUCUCCCCCGGCAGGAAACUGAUGCUUGAAAUGACCGUUACAACCAGUGUAUGUGUGUGUGUGUGUGUGUGUGUGUGUGAGGGAGGAGAAUUGGGGGUUCAUCCUGAAUUUUAUCUCUCUGCGGCUGUGGUGACCUGCUUAUCUCUGACUUCACACACACAUACACAUUGGCAGAGAGGAAAAGAUGUGGUUGUCAGUAAAAAGUGCUUUAUUAAACAAUGCAGUGAAAGAAAACACACAAAAAAAUCAACAAAAAAACAAUGUACUUGUGUAUUUUACCCAAUUUGAUGUAAAAAAAAAAUCAAUAUGAUAAAUGAUAGAAACAACUUGAUUACUUUGAAAGUUUGCUAAAUUGUGUGUGUGUGUGUGAAACUCGCCACCCGUGCCGCUCUGUGACAUCACUGCUUGGGGGGUGUGGUAGUACACAGUCAUUGUGUCUUUUAAUAAUGCUAAUAAUAAUAAUGCAAGGAACCCAAGGAAGCGGCACAUAGAUCCACUUAAAAGCAGCGCACACAUAACAACAAAUGUCCGGUGGGAGAGAGUUCCAAAGUUUGGGAGCAGAGAGGCUGGAAGCUCUGCAACCCAUGGUGCUGAGGAGAGCAGGUGGGACGGUGAGGUGGACAGACCCCAGUGAGGAUAAACGGCACAGAGGAUGGAUGGAUGGAUGUGACAGGGAGCCAACGGAGGCGCCGCGGGAUGGGGAUGAUGUGAUGGAAAGAAGGGGUUCGGGUGAUGAUGCGGCGGCUGAAUUCUGGACGAUUUGAAGCUUAUGGAGGGAUUUGUGAGGGAGGUACGGUGUAGUCCUCAGUGACCUUGAACCCAUGACACAUUGUAUGAGGAGGGGCUGACAGGGAGUCACUUGACGCCUGGUCACAUGUCGUCCCUCCUAAUGAGCGAAUGUCACACUGGGGGCCACUCUGCCUUCUCAUUGGAUGAUGACCGUCGAGUUUAGGGCAUCGAAGAUGACCGGCGUCAAAAGCAAUCCUCUAAGCAAUCCUCUAAACGCUUUCUAGUUCCGGAGAUAACAAGUUUCCAUGACAAUCAACGAGUCAAGAACACAGGAAGUGAGACAGGAUGUGAGGGGCCUGCACUUCCUGUUAUUUGUACUUACACUUAGUCUUUUGAGUGAAUACGUGGGUUCACGCUGGGAAGUACAGCAAAAUGCAGUGGACUGUGUCGGUACCAGGAUGUUAGACUAAAAAAGGCCAAAAUUGUCAGUUCACAGUGAUGGACACUUACCACCCUCAAUGGUCACCACCAUGUCUAUGCAGUGGAAGGGGGAAAAAAAAUAACUUGAGUGGAAUUCACCAUUGAAAAAGAGAGAAGACAAAGAAGCGGAUAAAUAUUUCUAUGUCAUGUCCUGUAAGUGUCCAACGACUUUGUCAAAAUUGGCGCACUCAGGAAUACACUCAAGUACACAGCGUACUUACAGAAGUGUACUGACAGAAGUAUUCCAUUUGAGACACAGCAAGGACCUAAGGAGAAUGCUGACAUCCAAUCCAGUUGAUGUUGACCCCAGGAAGUAGAACAGCUGGCAUGACUGCGGGCGUUGCCACGGCAACACAGACGCAGCACGCCUGCGGAGCAAAGCAUCUGUUGUGUCCACAGGCUAAUGGGCCGCACAUCUCCCUCCUUAAACAUCUUCUUGUUCUUCGCCAGUUGAAGAGUCUUACUAUUAUGGGAUGUAGCCUUUGGAAUGUUGAGUCAAAUAUCUUAACGUUUGGAUUCACCAUGCAUUCACGCUGUUCUUGGAAAAAGUCAAUGUGCUGAUUCACCGAGGUGAAAGGUCAGCGUGCUGUGUGUAUAAAUAGCGUCCAAUGAAUGUUGAAAAAUGUCCUUCCUGUCUACGUUUCCCAUGACAACUGUGGGAACAAGACUUUGAUUGUCACAACAAACUUUGAGAUGUGAAACUGAACUUUCCUCUAAAUAUUUGUGUUGUAGCAACUUUCUGACGCAUAAGCAAUGUUUUUUUGUUUUUUUACAAAGGAGAACUUUUUCAAAUUAGUUUCAGCUAAACUGCUGAAUCAUAUUUCCAACACAACACACUGCUUUACUCAUGCACAGAGGUGGACGCAGCAGAAUGAAACCGUUGUCUCAUCUGCAGCUGCCUGCACUUUCCCACUCAUGCAGGUCAAAGGUCACAUCCUCUACUGUAACUCCUGAGGCCACUAGAGGGCAAUCUCUGAAGGUGUCACCAAUAUUUACCUUUCAACCAAGCAACAAUCCCACGUGGAUGAGGAGUAUGUUGUUCCUGUCCAGGCUUCCUAUGUUGCAUACUAAUAGACCUACAGUGCCCUCUGGUGGCUACUCAGAGAACACUCCCACUUCGUCGUGUAGAAACUUUAUUGAAACAAGACACAUUAAAAAUCACAUUAUAAAAGAAGAGAAUCCUCCUCACACACACACAGCAUUCAUCCAUCCAAUCAGCAUCAGGUAUCCAGUGAUGUCACCAACCAAACAUGUACUCCAUAGCCUUGGAAACAAAGCUGUCAUCCUUCCUGGGGGUCUGUCUGUCCGCCACCACCUAAACACACGCACUGACGUUCAAAUCCAAAUGAUCUUCUAACAGGGCAUGUCCGAUAUGUCAUAUCAAGGGGUCAGAGGUCACCUGGUAGUCACUGCCCGAGUUCCUGUAGGUGGCGCUGAGCGGCCUGAUGGCGGAGCGGGGGGUAGACGGGAGGGCGGAGCUGGGGAGAGGAGAGGCGGCGAACUCGCUGUUGUCCAUCACACUCUAACAACAGAAACAUUUCUUUUAAGACUGAGGUCAAAGGCCACAGUUGGUUAGCUAGUGGGGUCACACACACCUUGUCGAUGCAGGGUUUGACUCCCACCAUGAUUGCAUCUCCAAACACUUUGCCAUCCUUGGACAGAGCUUUCCUGGCCUGCAGUCUGGACUGAUACUGAAGAUGCAUCCAGUUGCCAGGAGACGCCAUCUGCACAAAAUGAUGUGCCACGAACAAGCAGAUGUAAUCUGUGCCAAGGUCAUAUUGUGGCCAUCGUAAAACCUUUUUUAAGUGUACAGGCAAUGUUUUAAAGGAAGACUGAAUUUUGCCCAUCACCCUUAUGUGAAACAUGAACACGCAUCAUUCCCUUUUCUGUACAUUCUAAAGAGAGAAAAACAGCCAGCAUGAGGGAGCUAACAAUGCACGUACACUAGGUCCCCAACUUACGAACACCCGACGAGCGAACACUCGCCGAUACGAACACAAGUCGACUGGUUUAUAUUUUAUUUUAUUUGCCUUGUAGUGCUUAGGCUGCUCAAUCAGUACAGUGUAUUUAAACUGCUACUGUACAUGCUUGACCAGUAGAGGGCACUGUGACACUGCUAAUGGGACCAACAGACGCUGGCGAGCUUCCGGUAAAUGUAAAGCUAAGUUUCAGCUUUAUGAUACAACCGGGACAGAGCAUGUGAUUAAAGUUUAUGAAGAGUUAAUAGGCCUGCUUAAUUCUACACCACCCACAGAACACUACCUCUUUUAGAAGAGUCUAAUGAAGACGACGAUUUGUCCUUUUUUUCCCCAAUAUCUCCUCCUCCAACUCCACCACAACGAUGUAUGCUCGACGACUCCUCUUCAAAGGUAAAUAACAUUCAUCAUUACGUAUUAUAUCAUUUUUAUUAUUGUUUUUUUCAUUAAUUAUCCUCGUUUAAUAUCACUACUGCAUCCAAACUCAUAAUUACAUACAGUACAUACGCAUAUACUGUAUAUGUAUACACGUACAUGUAGUACCUAUAUUAUUGGUAAUAUUAAUUUUGUUUCGACUUAAGAACGUUCGUCUGGAACCAACUGUGUUCGUUAGUUGGGGACUUAGUGUAAUGGGACACACCUAUUUCGACUAUAAAGCCCUCUAAAAAAUCUCCAACGCUUUAUCGACUUGCUGCAUGGUCACAGCAUGUGACUUGUGUGUAUUGAUUUCACAGAGCCAGCGACAACAUCAGUAAAUAACCAUGGCAGACUUUGUGAGAGCCAUGGCUGACUACUUUUGGACAAAUGAGGAUCCAGAACCUUAAUCUUAUUUUAGUCUGACUAUAGGGAGGAUGUGCGACAGGUUUUAGAAGCCCGAGAGAGUCACAACCGGUGUGACUUGGUGGUGUAAAUGUGGAGCUUGCCAAGCCAAUGCCAACAGAAAUCUGUGUCUACUGCACUUCAAGGCACACAGUGUUCUUUGGAUGUUGUUGUGGGGUCUUUUGUGACCUCUUGGAUGAGUCGUCCCUGCGCUCUUGUGGUAAUUUUGGUUGGCCGGCCACUCCUGGGAAGGUUCACCACUGUUUCAUGUUUUCACCAUUUGUGGAUAAUAGCUCUCAAGCUCUCACUGUGGCUCGCUGGAGUCCCAAAGCUUCAGAAGUGGCUUUAUAACCUUUUCUUGACUGAAAGAUCUCAAUUAAUCUCAGUUGAAUUAUAUUUUAAAGGGAGGGAAAAUCACUUUUUCCUCACAGGACAAUGUAGGUUUGGAUUUUUUUUUUUCUCCCUAAUAAUAAAAUGUUUCAUUUAAAAACUGCAUUUUGUGUUCAGUUGUUUUAUCACAGACUAAUGUUUAAAUUAGUUUGAUGAUCUGAAACAUUUAAGUGUGACAAAAAAAAAAAAAAGACAAAUCAGGAAGGGGGCAAACACUUUCACACCACUAUAUACAGUACAUGUAUGCAUGCAAGGAGGAUCUGGUUACCAAUCACGUAUUCUACAUGUGUUAAUGAAAUACACACCACUGCACAUCUGUGGUGAAACGUCAAGACUUUGGAUGUGAGAGUACAUAAUGUGAUGUUGUUCUAGCAGGACUCUAGCAAGACUUUCAUGCAGCGGGCUCCAAGUGAGAGUGUCGUGAGCCUCGAAAACUCACCAUACUCCGUAAAUGUUUGUUCUUCAAAUGCCAUAUUAAAUUAAAGCUUUUUAAUGUUCUACCACAGCAAAGUAUUUUUCGUGGCAUGUUUUGCAGGGUGCAAAUUGAUAUCACUCUCACAAACGACAGGUCAGUCCCAAUCGGCAGACAUGAUUGUUAUGGGUUUGGCACGCCUGCGCAGUGUGAAGGGAAGGAAAGUGGGCAGGAGACGCUCGCUACAGGCUGCAUGCUUCAAUAGUACGAGCCAGAGGUGAUCGGCUUUUGUGAUUGGCGCUGAAAGGGAUUUAUCGGCAUAUGCCGAUUACGUGCUUUUUCCCAGAAAUCGGCCGAUUCAGAGCAUCCCUAAUGAUAAGCAAUAAGAAGACAUAAUAACUCGCCGUUAGCAUUGGGAAAGUUCCCUGUUGUUGUAGUAUCUCGAACGUAAUGUGAGUCGAUCGCAUGGUAUUAAAAAAACAAUCGACAUCAGUCAUCACCCAUCCUCACUAUAACAUUUGUCACUUGAUAUCCGGGGGAGCCAGUCUGACAUGAAUCUGGUAUACAUUGAACAGUGCUAGAUUUUGUUUACACCACGUUGUGCAACUCCUAUGCGCAGGCCACGAGUUCUCUGGAGUGACACGAGACGGCCGCCGCUUUAAACAUAAGAAUCUACCAAGCUAAUCACUUAGCCUCCAAUUUAUUCUAAACUUAAGAAUGGGUUUGAAACAGAGUGGGAAAGAAGGGCAUCGUAAGAAGCCAAAAACGUUCACUUCCACACGCAAUGGGAGAAGAACUUUUUUUCCCCCCCACUAUGUCAUAUUGGACUCCAUCCAUGGCUGCAAGUUAAGGUAAUAUAAUGGAAAGCAAUGUCUCAUCAAUGUAACAUUACUGACACCUAGUGACCAGAAUACUACAUAUGAAAUGCCUUUCAAUAUAUAUAUAUAUUUUUUACUAAUAGGCCAUAGUAACCAUGAAACAGCGAUCAUUUAUUAAUUCAUUUUUUUUAAAAAGCGAGAGUGUGAGGGAGCGCUGUAGCGAGGGACGACUGUAAUAUAUAUUUCCUUUUUUACUUUUAUUUUAUUAGAUUUAAUUUGAAUUUCUUCUUAUGUACCUCAUCAAUGAAUGAUUAAACCUUUUAUGUAUAUUAUGUAUACACAGUAUUAUACUGCAUGUAUAGAAUUUAGGAACACUCUUUAAACAUGACUCUGACCAUAAACGUGACCCCCUUUAAACUGUUUCUUUUUCAUACUUGUUUUUUUUUUGCAGCCAGAGGCCAUGUCCACUGUUGAUCUAGCUCUGCGUGUGUCUCACCGUGUGUUUGAGGAUGUUUCCAUACUGAGCAAACUGCAAGAGAAUGUAGGAGGCGGAGGCUGGAGGAAAUCUGAAUGGACAAAAACAAACAUGAGUAAACUCCACUGAAGAGCAGAAUUAGCAGUAAAGUAAAGUAGAAAAAACUAAACAAACAUACCCAAAGACAGUGACCCAGGUCUGGUCCAGCUGGUCUUCAGAAGACAGAGACUCUCCCUGACUGUAGAAAGGGUCCACCUGUGCUGGAGACAUGCACACCGGCUGCACACCUGGACACGUGACAUGGUCAUGUGGCAUGACAACAAUCUAGACUCAUGGCGGUGGGUAGUCGAAGUCUCAAAUGGAAUACUUCUGUCUGUACACUUGAAUAAGUAUACUCAAAGCACUUAUGCACUCAAAAUGCUAAGUACGGAAGUGGGCCAAUUGAGACACAGUGCUAGUGUGCGUGUACCUGGUGUGGACGCCUGCCGUGCUGACGCCGGAGACUGCAUGAUGGAAAAAGACUGCACACCCGUACAGUUAGUAAAUAUUAGUCAACCUCAGUAGUUAAUGAGAUGUCGCUUCAUUACCAACCUGCCUGUGUGUGCUCAGAGGUGUCCCCACACUACCAACGUGCCUGUGUGCGCUCAGAGGCGUCCCCAGGGUAACCAGCUCAUCGUGGAUGCUGCGAACAGGCGGGGCUCCACUCUUGUCCUUUGGGUUUGGUUCUAGUGGAUGCAAUGGAAGGACCAGUGAUGUGGCGCAGGCAUGUGUCCCAGUUUCAGAGUCCUCGUCCCAUCCGGAUCAUUCUGUUGCUGCUACUCCUUGUCACCCUGCUGGGGGUCGUUUGUGCAUCCAGUCAAGAUUACUACGACCUGUUGGGGGUCAGCAGGGAAGCCACCACCAGGGAGAUCCGACAGGCCUUUAAGAAACUAGCACUCACCAUGCACCCUGACAAGAACCCAGGGGACACGUCGGCCCACGAGAAGUUUCUGCAGGUGAACCGAGCUUACGAGGUUCUGAAGGAUGAGGACCUACGAAAGAAAUAUGAUAAAUACGGAGAGAAGGGAUUGGACGAGCAGCAGGGAGGACGCUACGAGAGCUGGAACUACUACCGCUAUGACUUUGGAAUCUAUGAUGAUGACUUGGAGAUCAUCACCCUGGACAGCGGAGACUUUGAGGCUGCUGUGAACUCAGGAGAGAUCUGGUUCAUCAACUUUUAUUUCCCGCGGUGUUCACAUUGUCACCAGCUUGCUCCAACGUGGAGAGAGUUUGCCAAGGAGAUGGAUGGCGUGAUCAGGAUAGGGGCGGUGAACUGUGGUGACAACAACCACCUGUGUAGAAGGAAAGGCAUCAGCAGCUACCCCAGUCUCUAUAUAUUCAGAGCAGGACAGAAACCUGAGAAGUUCAGUGGCGAGCGUGCGAGAGACAACCUGGUGAGCUUCUGCAUGCAGUUCAUCAAGACCAGCGUCACUCAGCUGUGGCAAGGUAACGUGUUCAGCGAGAUCGAGAGCUCCUUUGCAGCAGGGCUGGGCUGGCUCAUCACCUUCUGCUCGGACACAGGAGAUUGCCUGGAACCAAGAACCAGACAGAAACUGGCCUCUAUGUUGGAAGGUCUGGUGAAGGUGGGAUGGAUGGACUGCAGCACACAAGAACAACUCUGUGAGAGUUUCCAGGUAACCAGUGGAGCCACUGCUUUAUUCCCACCAGGAAGUGCUCUGAAUCAGCAAGGAAGCAUCCUGUGGCUCAGCAGUCUGGACAGCAGAGAGAUUUACGUUCAGGUCAUUAAUCAUCUUCCUGACCUGGAACUGCUCACCGCUGACACCUUCCAUAGAAAGCUGGCCCGUCAUCGCUGGUUGGUCAGUUUCACAUUUGGAGACAGAAGCCUUGCCUCCAAUGAGUACAAGAAGCUCCAGGCCUUCCUCCGCAAUGACCACAUACAGGUGGGCAGAGUGGACUGCAUUGCUGACUCACAGCUGUGUCAGUCUCUCUACAUCUAUAAAGCCUGCGUGGCUGUCUUCAAAGGCCUGGGAAUCCAUGACUUUGAGAUCCACCACGGCAAGGAUGUGCUCUACAACAUUGUAGCUUUUGCCCGGGACAGCGUCCGCGCUCAUGUGACCACUCUGAGGCCAGACAACUUCCCCUCGGACCAGAAAGAGCCCUGGCUGGUUGACUUCUUUGCUCCUUGGUGUCCUCCGUGUCGAGCUCUGCUUCCAGAGUUGAGGAAAGCCUCUAUUCACCUGGCCGGACAGAUGAAGUUUGGUACUUUGGACUGUACCAUCCACCGGGACCUCUGCUCCAUGUAUAACAUACAGGCUUAUCCCACCACUGUCAUUUUCAAUGGAUCUUUUGUUCAUGAAUAUGAAGGACAACACUCUGCUGAUGGCAUCCUGGAAUUCAUACAGGACCUGGUCAACCCAUCUGUGGUGGUUCUAGAUCCCUCGAGCUUCUCUGACAAAGUGCAAGGUCGAAAAGAAGGGCAGAUCUGGGCAGUGGAUUUCUAUGCUCCAUGGUGUGGUCCCUGUCAGGCUCUGCUGCCAGAGUGGAGGCGCAUGGCGCGGAUGUUGAUGGGUCAGGUUCUGGUCGGCUCUGUGGACUGUCAGCGCUAUCAGUCGUUCUGCCAGAGUCAUCACGUGCGAGCGUAUCCUGAAAUUCGUUUGUACUCAGGAAGCACCAAGAAACCGGGUCUCCACACCAGUUACAACGGCUGGCACAGAGACGCACAUUCAUUGAGAUCGUGGGCCCUCAGUGCGCUACCCAGAGGAUCUGUGGAUCUGACUCCAGACUCCUUCAGGUCUCUGGUUUUGGCAGGUCAGGACCACUGGGUUUUGGAUUUUUACGCCCCGUGGUGUGGACCCUGCCAGCACUUCGCCCCCGAGUUUGAGGUUCUGGCUCGGGUCCUGAAAGGGGAGGUCCGAGCUGGCAAGAUUGACUGUCAGGCUCACUAUCAGACCUGUCAAUCAGCUGGAAUCAGCGCCUACCCCACGGUCCGCUUCUACCCAUACCAGCACGCCAAAAGGAAUGCACAAAGUGGAGAGGGCAUCAAUAGUCGGGACGCUAACAUGAUCGCAGACACCAUCAGGCAGCGGCUGCAGCAGUUGUCAUUACGGUUACACAACAAAAUGAAGGAUGAACUUUGAGGAGGCAUGGCCAACUCGGGCAGGGAUAGUGCCGCAGAAAGGAGACAGGUUUGGACCUGCCAACACUCCAAGACAGACGCAGCAAUGAUGACCCACUGGACACUUGUUAUCGGCUACUUCUGCCUUGCUUUCUUUAGAUGUCUUUUAAUGGGUCUCUGUGGUUUGUAUUUACUCUGUGAGGUAAAACUGUGAGACACUACUGUUACUGACAAAUACACACACACACACCAUACAAUUUAUAUUCUUGAAUGUACAAAAAUAAAAUCAAAAUACUCAAAAUGCACUUUAUGUAUUCU
This is a messenger RNA of Dunckerocampus dactyliophorus (ringed pipefish), 14896 nucleotides long. RefSeq names its product DnaJ (Hsp40) homolog, subfamily C, member 10 (gene dnajc10). Bases 12201 to 14600 code for a protein of 799 amino acids. NCBI's taxonomy places the organism in Eukaryota, Metazoa, Chordata, Actinopteri, Syngnathiformes, Syngnathidae. The record is from RefSeq and is a predicted model, not a curated record. The transcript is spliced from 25 exons.